Molecule: messenger RNA, 680 nt
Organism: Nipponia nippon (crested ibis)
Lineage: Eukaryota; Metazoa; Chordata; Aves; Pelecaniformes; Threskiornithidae
Source: RefSeq, a predicted model, not a curated record
UGCGUUUCUAUGAGGGAGUAGUAGAACUCUCUCUUACAGCUGCUGAGAAGAAAGAUCCCCAAGGUCUUGGCCUUCAUUUCUAUAAAAAUGGGGAACCAGAAGAGGAUGUUGUUGGACUCCAAGCUUUUCAAGAGAGAAUGAAUAGCUACAAGUGUAUCACUGACACCCUUCAAGAGUUAGUAAAUCAAAGUAAAGUUGCUCCUCAGUCUCCCAGUGUACCCAAAAAGCCAGGUCCUCCAGUGCUGUCGUCUGACCCCAACAUGCUAAGCAAUGAAGAAGCAGGACACCAUUUUGAACAAAUGCUAAAGCUGGCUCAGCGUUCAACAGAUGAACUCUUUAGUAUUUCACUUUAUAACUGGUUGAUACAAGUUGAUUUGGCUGACAAACUGUUACAGGUGACUGCCCCCUUUUUGGAACCCUACCUUGUGCAGAUGACCAAGAUUGACCCAAACAAAGUCAAAUAUAUAGAUUUACUUUGGAGAUACUUUGAAAAGAACAGAAAUUUUAGUAAUGCAGCCAGAGUCUUGGCUAAGUUGGCCAACCUGCAUAGCACAGAAAUUUCUCUUCAGCAGCGUCUUGAAUACAUUGCAUGUGCCAUUUUGAGUGCCAAAAGUUCCACUGCCAUAUCCUCUAUAGCUGCAGAUGGUGAAUUCCUACAUGAACUGGAAGAGAAAAUGGAA